UCGAUGGUUGUUUCUUAUUGGAGUAUAAGGGUUUUUGUCUGAAGAAGGGUUUUGGUCUGAAGACGGCGGUGUAUUAGUCUUCUCUAGGGUUGUUCUAAGAGUGUUUUUGAGUCCUAAUUUAAGGUUUUAGUUAUUUAUUCAAAAUGCCGUCAGCUCAAAAGAACAAGUCUCAUAAAUCGAGCAAAUCAUCUCGUAAUAGCCUUCGUAAAAAGUCUGGAAUUGAUAUUAAAGGGAACAGAAUUGGGAAAUCAGAUCACCAUGUCGGAAAAGGGUCUAAAGCUGCUCGAUUUCAUCACACCAAGAUGGUUCGAUGUCAGAAAAGAGCUUCCCUAUUGGAAGAGAAACGGGCUUCCAUCGGUUCAGGAACUUCCCCUCUAGUUAUUGUUCUUUUUGGACUUACUGCAUCUGUAAAUGUUAGAGGACUCAAAGAACAACUCAUAAGAUUACUAUCUCCGGGAGACGCAAACAAAACUACUGUUGCUUCUCCACACUACAAAAUCAGAGCAACUGUCUUGGAAGCACCCCAUGGCGAUUUAUCAACUUGCAUGGAACUCGCAAAGGUUGCAGAUUUGAUUGCUUUUGUAGCGUCAGCCCGCUCGUCGUCCAAAGAAGUCGAUACUUGCUCUUAUAUUGAUUCAUUCGGAAGCCAAUGCCUAUCUGUCUUUAAAGCGCUUGGUUUGCCAAGCACCGCUGUUUUAAUUCGUGAUCUAUCUCUAGAUCUCAAGAAAAGAAAUGAUAUGAAGAAGACAUGCAUGUCCAGCCUCACAUCUGAGUUUCCCGAUUCUAAGUUCUAUCCAGCAGAUACAACAGAGGAGCUGCAUAAGUUCAUGUGGCUCCUUAAGGAGCACCGGCUCACUGUACCUAUUUGGCGAAGUCAACGCCCUUACCUUAUUGCUCACGAGGUUGAUUUGAUAGUCAAUGAUGGAAGUCCUGGACUCUUUACCCUUCUCCUCUCUGGGUAUUUGCGAGCACAUGACCUUUCAGUGAACCAAUUGGUUCAUGUGUCAGGUUCAGGUGACUUCCAGAUGUCAAAGAUAGAUGUUCUCCAGGAUCCCAAUCCUUUGAAAUCAGGGACAGGUCAGGAUUUGAUGGACUCAGAUGAGCACCAUGGUACACAGAUCAUUCACUCUUUAUUUCCUGAUCUGUCAAAGCAGCAGUCUUUAGUCAUCGAAAAUGAUCCUAAACCUGAUCCAGGGGAACAGACUUGGCCGACAGAGAUGGAAAUGACUAAAGCAGAUGAGUAUCAGAGACGAAGCAUGAUUAAUACCUAUAAGAACCAGGCUACUGAAUUUUUUGAGGGUAAAGAUAACCAAGACUCAGGGAGUGAUUGCUUCCACGUUGAAGACCAAGAGGAUUAUUCAGAUGAAGAUGUUGAUGCUGAUACUGUGAUGGAGGAGGAUGAGGACAUCACGAAGGAAAUGAUUCGAGAUAAGAUUCGGAAGAUACAUGAUGCACAGGCAGAAGAUGAAGAAUACCCAGAUGAAGUGGAUACCCCUUUAGAUGUUUUGGCUCGAGUGCGUUUUGGCAAGUACCAAGGUCUCAAAUCUUUUCGAACUUCUGUGUGGAAAGACAAGAAUCCUCCGCCUCGUGAAUAUGCUAGAAUCUUUUCAUUCCAUAACUACAAGGCAACACAGAAAUGUGUGCUUGAAAAUGCCAGGGACAUCGGGCAACGUACUUUGGAUGAGUGCAUUCCUGUUGGGUCUUACGCAAGGAUUCAUGUUAAGGACGUAUCAGUUAGUGUUGCUUUAAGACUCUGCUCUUUGGUGAAGUCAAAGCCUGUGGUUGCCAGCGGGCUUUUGGAGCACGAGUCCAAGAUGUCCGUUCUCCACUUUAGCAUAAAGAAACACAAGUCGUACCAAUUUCCUAUAAAAGGAAAGGAAUCUCUUAUUUUUCAUGUUGGAUUUAGGCAAUUUGUUGCUAGGCCGAUAUUUUCUUCAGAUAGCAUAAACUCGCAUCAGCACAAAAUGGAAAAGUUUUUGCACGAAGGACGGUUUUCAAUUGCUUCUGUAUAUGCACCAAUUUCUUUUCCUCCUUCACCCUUAAUAGCCUUAAAGAGGGGGCGGGAUGGAGAAGUUGGCUUCCCUGCUGUUGCUGCUAUAGGGUCACUAAAGAGUAUCGAUCCAGAGAGGAUUAUACUUAAGAAAAUCACAUUUACUGGUUACCCUCGAAGGGUGUCUAAGCUAAAAGCUACAGUGCGCUAUAUGUUUCACGAUCCCAUAGAUGUGUCAUAUUUUAAGCGCUGCGAAAUCUGGACAAAGAACGGUGUUCGUGGUAACAUUAAAGAAUCUGUUGGUACACAUGGAACGAUGAAGUGUACUUUCAAUCGCAGUAUUCAACAACACGACACUGUUUGCAUGAGUUUAUUUAAACGUGUAUACCCCAAGUGGCCUGAGCAAAGAUUUCCAAUUCUUCUCGAUGCUUGAGUGAGAUGAAGGUUUCCUGAUUCAUGGGCAAUGCCAACUAUCGUUUAACUUAUAAUACCAACUCUAACUCUAGGCUAGGGAUGUGUUUUAUUUUUAUCUUUUUGGGGAGAUUUGUGCUUAUUUGUGGGGCUUUUGUCGAUGCUUUUCUCCCACAUCUCUAGCUCUCUUAAGGCCUACCUGACGGACUUGUAUUUCUGCUUUUACCUAUAUUAGGAGAAAUGGUUUUUGCUUAUUCAGCUGGGAAACAAGAAAGGGAUGCCCUCUACUGCCAGCACUAAAUUAUGAUCACCAAUCUUGGCUUCCAAUUGAAUUUGGCUGUGGUUAGCUCUACUCUACAGAAUUACAGUCAUAUUAAAUGCAUAUAUUCAUGCAAGUCGUAUUAUGUAGCAUAGCUUCGUACUAUUUUUAUGAUGUAUGAUUUAUAUGAUUUAUAUUAAAUAGUCGCCUUGUCCCUCA
Molecule: messenger RNA, 2879 nt
Organism: Papaver somniferum (opium poppy)
Lineage: Eukaryota; Viridiplantae; Streptophyta; Magnoliopsida; Ranunculales; Papaveraceae
Product: pre-rRNA-processing protein TSR1 homolog
Exons: 21
Coding region: 144-2423 (759 amino acids)
Biological process (GO): maturation of SSU-rRNA from tricistronic rRNA transcript (SSU-rRNA, 5.8S rRNA, LSU-rRNA); endonucleolytic cleavage of tricistronic rRNA transcript (SSU-rRNA, 5.8S rRNA, LSU-rRNA); ribosome biogenesis
Cellular component (GO): preribosome, small subunit precursor; nucleus
Molecular function (GO): GTPase activity; GTP binding; U3 snoRNA binding
Source: RefSeq, a predicted model, not a curated record